CAGCUCAUUCUCUGUAAAACAAUCUUGGAUUUUGGAUGAGAAAUACUUGUUCACCUAAAAAAAAUGUAGGCCAUAACUGUUUGUUGAAGCUGCAAAUUACAUAUAACGUCUAGAGCUAGACAGGGAACAUCUGGAGAGCAAGCCCUCCUCAGAGAGGCUUAAAGUCGAACAGCUGGACAGAGUGAGUAGUCAGAAGUUGCUCUGUGCUGAAGUGGAAGAUGAAUUCUGCUCUCGUUCUUCGUCCUCUGGCCCAACUGCUGCUGCUAGCUACUAUUAUUCACACUCAGCCCCACUACUUCCAUGGAGAGGAUUGGGUCAAUGCGUGGCGCCAAGGCUUUAACUUCCAGUGCCCUCAUGGCGAGGCACUGGUAGCCAUCAAGAGCUACUUCAGUGAGGAAGAGGGCUCGGACCGUCUGUGGAGCUUUGAGUGUCAGCCGACUCCCUCCACCCUCGGAGAACCCAGUGCGUGCUGGUGGGAUGAACUGAACCUUACUGGCAUGGAGUGGACUUCCACAUGCAGUGACAAUGGUAUAGUGGCUGGAGUGCAGAGUCAGUACUUUCCUUCUACUCUGGACCGAGAGUGGCGCUUCUACUGCUGCCGCUACGGUAAAAGAUGUCCUUAUUCCUGCUGGAAGACCUCUGACAUUCCAGAGUACCACAAAGAAGAGGCUGAACUGGUCGUCCCUGCUUAUGGCUACUUCAUCCGGGGAGCUCAGACCACCUUUAGUGGGGUGGUCAGGGAUCGCCAGUGGAAGUACAUCCUGUGCAGGAUGACAGAAUUUGAUUGUGAAUUUCAGAACUUAUAAAUCUGGACAUUUAAGCCCCCAAAACGUCCACAUAAAUAUGAGUUUUAAUGAAAUUUAUUUAGAAAAGGCAAUUAUACAAUUGAACAUGCAAUACAAGUAAGAAAAAUUUUAUAACCUAGGAAUUUAUUUCAUUUCUAUGUGAUUUCAUGUAAUCCUGCAUGGUUUGAAGUGUAAAGCAUUAAUCAAAUGCCAGAUUGAAGCACUGUGAAUGGCAUGCAUUUUUUUAAUAUCUACACCUGUUUUGACAAAAGAAAGUUAUAUAACAGUGUAUCUUAUUUUGUAUUAGUUAAUUAAAACAACCAAUAAAGCAUUUUUCCCUGAGA
This is a messenger RNA of Hemibagrus wyckioides, 1129 nucleotides long. It is a transcript of the gene dpt, whose product is annotated as dermatopontin. Lineage: Eukaryota; Metazoa; Chordata; Actinopteri; Siluriformes; Bagridae. The transcript has 4 exons. Gene Ontology annotation, molecular function: extracellular matrix structural constituent. Bases 219 to 806 code for a protein of 195 amino acids. Gene Ontology annotation, cellular component: extracellular matrix. Gene Ontology annotation, biological process: collagen fibril organization. The record is from RefSeq and is a predicted model, not a curated record.